ACGCCUUGGACGGGAUAGCGGUCUUUGGCGUAGACUCGGGCGAGGAGCGAGGUGCAGGAGGGGAGGUCGCUUGGUUGGCGGGGGCGGAUGGUGAUGCUGGUUGGAGGGGACAUUUUUGGAGUAGCCAGAAAGUCAAUACCUCUCCGUCACCAUCUCCGCCUAGUCAUCAUCGACUUUCUAACCCACAAGAGCUUCAGCGUGAUGCCGACUCUCCUGCGGUCGGUGUACUUGGGGAAGGAGGUGAGCAUGCCUUCGAAUUCGUUUUCCAGGUCGUGGGCCAUGCUCUCGGGACCUUCGGGGCUGGCAUUGGUGGGGAUGAACCACUGUUUGCAAGUCACGGGUCAGAUGUCAGAGGUUCUUGGGUAGAGAAAAGGAAAGGAAAGGAAAGGACAACUCACCUCCGCGUCAAACUCCUGAACGCUGUCGUGUCCAGACUCCUCCUUGAACCUGAAAGUAAUCAAGUCAUCGGGGUUGUUCUUCUUGGGACCGUACUUGCCGUCCACAUCCGUAACACCGAACGUGGGCUUGGUGUAGACGGCCUUCUUGACGGCGGCCUCGAGCUGGUCGACGGUGAUGUUCCAGUUGCGGCCGCGCACGAAGUAGUGGUCCCUCUUGCCGGAGAGCUGGAAGCGGUAGUAGCACGUGCCGGUCGGCAUGCCGAUCAUGAGCUCGUUCAUGGGAUCGGGGGUGAGGUCGGAUGUUGGGAGGACGGAUGGUCGCUCUGUUGCCUUGGUCGUGCUGCUUUGCACUUCCGCUUCAGGAGAGGUAGGGUGCGCAUUAUCCAACUGCGUGGUUGGUGCCGUUUUGGUGGGCGCAGAGACAGCGCUGGUGGGAAGAUUAUGGCCGAUGACGGGGCCUUUGAUCGG
Messenger RNA from Scutellospora calospora, 866 nucleotides. NCBI's taxonomy places the organism in Eukaryota, Fungi, Glomeromycota, Glomeromycetes, Diversisporales, Gigasporaceae. The record is from the annotation of a GenBank genome assembly.